Lepus europaeus (European hare) is the source of this 700-nucleotide messenger RNA. Its product is annotated as large ribosomal subunit protein bL21m-like. The coding region runs from base 11 to 640 and encodes 209 amino acids. NCBI's taxonomy places the organism in Eukaryota, Metazoa, Chordata, Mammalia, Lagomorpha, Leporidae. Gene Ontology annotation, molecular function: structural constituent of ribosome. Gene Ontology annotation, cellular component: ribosome; mitochondrial large ribosomal subunit. The record is from RefSeq and is a predicted model, not a curated record. The transcript is spliced from 7 exons.
CUGCGGCAAGAUGGCGGCGCCCAUGGCGGCUUCGGCCCUCACGGUCACGGUGGGGCGGCUGACGUCCGCGUGCCGCCGUGGCCUCCUGAGACCUUCGGGGCCCGCGGCGGCCUGCCUCCGGUCUGCUCCUGGAAGGUUCCGGUCACAGAGCGCUUCGUUUCCACAAGGCUACGUCCCCAGAACGUCGCUGAGCUCGCCACCCUGGCCCGUGGUCGCCCUGCCGGACCCCGCAGAGGAGACCAGACACCACACAGAGGUCGUGGGGAAGGUGAACGAGCUGAUCGCCCGGGGCCAGUACGGCCGGCUCUUUGCCGUGGUGCACUUAGCCGGCCACCAGUGGAAGGUGACCUCCGAGGACCUGAUUCUAAUUGAGCAGGAGCUGGACGUCGCGUGCGGGGAGAGGAUCCGGCUGGAGAAGGUUCUGCUGGUUGGGGCAGACGGCUUCACGCUGCUCGGCAGGCCACUCCUUGGAAAGGACCUCGUCCGAGUGGAAGCCACGGUCAUUGAAAAGACAGAGUCAUGGCCAAAAAUCAACAUGAAGUUUAGGAAAAGGAAAAACUUCAAGAAGAAGAAAAUCACCGUGAGCCCGCAGACCGUGCUCCGGAUAAACACCGUGGAGGUCGCGCCGCGCCUGCUGUGAUGGCUGAGCCGAUGGCCGCUGGCCGCGGCAGGGUGACAAUAAACCUGUUGGGCAAGAAGA